Choloepus didactylus (southern two-toed sloth) is the source of this 980-nucleotide messenger RNA. It is a transcript of the gene PITX3, whose product is annotated as paired like homeodomain 3. The record is from RefSeq and is a predicted model, not a curated record. Gene Ontology annotation, cellular component: nucleus. The transcript has 4 exons. NCBI's taxonomy places the organism in Eukaryota, Metazoa, Chordata, Mammalia, Pilosa, Megalonychidae. Bases 72 to 980 code for a protein of 302 amino acids. Gene Ontology annotation, biological process: regulation of transcription by RNA polymerase II; anatomical structure morphogenesis. Gene Ontology annotation, molecular function: DNA-binding transcription factor activity, RNA polymerase II-specific; RNA polymerase II cis-regulatory region sequence-specific DNA binding.
UUGGGCCAAAGUUUUCCAGCCCCAAGCCUCUGGCUCCUGAUCUCAGAUCUGGAAGGGAGAGCCCUUCCUCCAUGGAGUUCAGCCUGCUCAGCGAGGCGGAGGCCCGCAGCCCUGCCCUGUCACUUUCAGACGCGGGUACACCCCAUCCCCCGCUCCCAGAGCACGGCUGCAAGGGCCAAGAGCAGAGCGACUCAGAGAAGGCCUCGGCUUCGCUGCCCGGCGGCUCGCCCGAGGACGUCUCGCUGAAGAAGAAGCAGCGGCGGCAGCGCACCCACUUCACCAGCCAGCAGCUGCAAGAGCUGGAGGCAACCUUCCAAAGGAACCGCUACCCCGACAUGAGCACGCGCGAGGAGAUCGCCGUGUGGACCAACCUCACCGAAGCCCGCGUGCGGGUGUGGUUCAAGAACCGGCGCGCCAAGUGGCGAAAGCGGGAGCGUAGUCAGCAGGCGGAGCUGUGCAAGGGUGGCUUCGCGGCGCCGCUAGGGGGGCUGGUGCCGCCCUACGAGGAGGUAUAUCCCGGCUACUCGUACGGCAACUGGCCGCCCAAGGCGCUCGCCCCACCGCUCGCCGCCAAGACCUUCCCGUUCGCCUUCAACUCCGUCAACGUGGGGCCUCUGGCUUCGCAGCCGGUCUUCUCGCCGCCCAGCUCCAUCGCCGCCUCCAUGGUGCCCACGGCCGCGGCUGCCCCGGGUACAGUGCCAGGGCCCGGGGCCCUGCAGGGCCUGGGCGGGGGCCCUCCCGGGCUGGCUCCGACAGCCGUGUCCUCCGGGGCAGUACCCUGCCCUUACGCCUCGGCCGCCGCAGCCGCAGCUGCAGCCGCCUCCUCCCCCUACGUAUACCGGGACCCAUGUAACUCGAGCCUGGCCAGCCUGCGGCUCAAGGCCAAACAGCACGCCUCUUUCAGCUACCCCGCCGUGCCCGGGCCGUCCCCGGCCGCCAACCUCAGCCCGUGCCAGUACGCCGUGGAACGGCCCGUAUGA